CAAGCCGGCGGGAAGGCGGGGUCAGCUCGCCCGAGGGCCCCGAAAAAGAGCGGAUGCGGCGGCAGGCGCUUCCUUUCCUUCACUUUUGGCCCUCCGACCGGCCAUGGCUCCCGCCGGCGACCGCACCGGCUACUGGGGCCCGCCGACGUCCACCCUCGACUGGUGCGAGGAGAACUACGUCGUGUCCUCCUACAUCGCCGAGUUCUGGAACACCGUUAGCAACUUGAUUUUCAUUCUCCCUCCCAUCUAUGGUGCAAUCCAGAGUUACAAAGAUGGCCUUGAGAAACGCUACAUAAUGGCCUACUUGUGUGUCACAGCUGUGGGCCUGGGCUCCUGGUGCUUCCACAUGACACUGAAGUAUGAAAUGCAGCUGUUGGACGAGCUGCCCAUGAUCUACAGUUGUUGCGUUUUUGUCUACUGCUUGUACGAAUGCUUCAAACACAAGAAAACAAUCAACUACCCUCUUCUCUUCCUACUACUAGCCUACAGCAUUGGCGUCAGCAUA
Notechis scutatus (mainland tiger snake) is the source of this 505-nucleotide messenger RNA. The record is from RefSeq and is a predicted model, not a curated record. NCBI's taxonomy places the organism in Eukaryota, Metazoa, Chordata, Lepidosauria, Squamata, Elapidae.